UUCGAAAGUGAGCAAUAGCAGCCAGAAAUUGGAAAACAGACACACACGCUACUCAGAUAUUUCUUGGAAUCAUUAUCAGAAAUUGGUAUAACCCCAACUCUUGGAAACAUCAUCCACUCUCAUCUCUUUCACCAGUUCAUUCACCAAACAUCCUAAUCACCCAUUUCUGGUAAUAUAACAACAAAAGCUACCUAGGUAAGAAUGGCAAGAAAGAAGAUACCGAUCAAGAAGAUCGACAACAUAAACGCGAGGCAAGUAACAUUCUCGAAGAGGAGAAAAGGUCUUUUCAAGAAGACUCAGGAACUGUCAACUCUCUGUGAUGCUGAGAUUGCUCUCAUAGUCUUUUCCUCAACCAGCAAGCUCUUUGAGUACGCCAGUUCAAGCAUGCAACAAAUAAUUGAAAGGCGUAAUCAGCAUUCAGGUGUUCAAGGAUCAGACAUUGCAUCCACUGGAAAACAGCUUGGAAGUAACUCUUUUGACAUGCUGCACAAGGAAAUAGAAGAUAAGACUCAUGAACUGUGUCAGUUGAACGGACAAGACUUGCAAGGAUUGACAAUACAAGAGUUGCAGAAACUGGAGGAACUUCUCCAAAAACGUUGGAUCACUAUUUCAAAAAUUAAGGAAGAAAAAAUGACACAAGAGAUCAACAGUCUUAAAACAAAGGAAGCCGAACUUACAGAAGAGAACCAGAAACUGAAGCAGAACUUUUAUGAACAGAAGUUGGUUCGAGAACAAUGUUAUGAGUCAAUCACUAGCAGUUCGUCCGAUUUUCCUCCAGACAAUGGUAGUUCUGACACAUCUCUCAAGUUGGGGCUGUGUUUAUUUGAAUGAAAUGGUUCAAGGGAACAGAUUAGCUUCCAUUUCUGUAUGAAAGACAAGAUCAAUGUUGUUUUUGGAAUUUGACAAACAAUUUGCUUUUGAGAGUAGCAGCUGGAAAAAUUUCACAGCUGGGGCAACUUAUUUUGUAACCUAAACAGAACCUCGUACUUGUCAUUAUGCCAUGCGUGGCAGCUUAAACAGAUAGGAAUGGUUAUUUAUAAUUCUAAAAAUUUAGCAGACAAUAAAUUGAAGACAAAUAUAUAAAUUCUUAAAUAUAGAAAUGAUAGAAAAAUUAGUACAAUUUUUUAAGAAUCAUAAGAAAAAUAUAACUAAAAUAUAUAAAAUACAGUGGAAACAUAUCAUUUUCACUAGUACAAAAUGUGCUUUUAAACUCGCACAAUAGAUCUCGGUUUACACCAAACCGCUGUCUAUUCAGACACGGUGGCAUUUUUGUAAUUAACGAGACCUUAUAGGCCUCGGUUCAAACUUGACCGGUGCCAAAAAGGGUUACCACUUCGGUUGUAAAAACAACCGGUGCCUAAUGAGUAGUUUCUAACACAAUUUCUGACGCGGUUAAAAAAGACCCGAAGUAAAAGGAGUAUAUUGCACCGGUUAUUAAGAAGAACCGAGGCGUAUAAGCCUCUACUACCUCAGGCCCAAAAGGACCGAGGCAUAUAAGCCUCUUAUUUCUCCCCAGACAUUUUCCCCAAACACGCGACCUAGCCCCUUCACCCCUCGCGCUCGCCUCGCUCGCCUCCCUCCCCUCACUCUCGCCUCCCUCGCUCUCAGUCUCGCUCCCUCGAUCUGGCCUCCCUCCCCUCGGUCUCGCCUCCCUCGGUCUCGCCUCCCUCCCCUCGGUCUCGCCUCCCUCGGUCUCGGUCUCGCCUCCCUCGGUCUCGGUCUCGGUCUCGCCUCCCUCGCUCUCGCCUCCCUCCCCUCGCUCUAGCCUCCUUCGCUGUCGCCUCCCUUCGCUCUCGCCUCCCCUCUCUCGGUCUCGCUCCGUCGCUCUCUCGGUCUCGCUCUCUCUUGCGAGUGCGUCGCCUCUGGAGGGAAGAGCAUGCGGUGGUGGUGCGUCAAUGGUGGCGGCGGUGAUAGUGGUGGUGGUGGUGGUGCGAAUCUGAGAUUAGGGUCAGAUUGGGGUCAGAUUAGGGUUUUGCGAAUCUGCAAAAGGCUAAUGUGCUCAAAUCUGCAAAAGGGGUGAGGGUUGUGGAGAAAAAUGAAGAACUCCAUGGUUUUGCUGAAUCCAGUUCUCUGUUUUUUAUUUGUCUGUCUCCUUGAUCAAAUUCUCUGAUUUGUGUAAUUUGCAACUGUAAAUUUUCUGAUUUGUGUAAUUUGCAACUGUAAAUUCUUCUCUGAUUUGUGUAAUUUGCAACUGUUCUCUGUUCUCUGUUCUCUGAUUUGUGUAAUUUGAGAUUAUUUGUGUGCA
This is a messenger RNA of Vigna angularis (adzuki bean), 2245 nucleotides long. Its product is annotated as MADS-box protein JOINTLESS. The coding region runs from base 202 to 831 and encodes 209 amino acids. Gene Ontology annotation, molecular function: protein dimerization activity; RNA polymerase II cis-regulatory region sequence-specific DNA binding; DNA-binding transcription factor activity, RNA polymerase II-specific. The transcript is spliced from 10 exons. Gene Ontology annotation, biological process: positive regulation of transcription by RNA polymerase II. Gene Ontology annotation, cellular component: nucleus. Lineage: Eukaryota; Viridiplantae; Streptophyta; Magnoliopsida; Fabales; Fabaceae. The record is from RefSeq and is a predicted model, not a curated record.